GUACCAUUUAGAUCGGCCCACAAUGACGAAACGGUCGGCGUAUCUCGGGCCGCACCUCCGCCCGGAGAGAUACUACUGACUGCCGUGUGAUCGCGGCAUUGUCAACAGUCUGACACGCACUGGCCCGUCGAGUGGCUGUCAGUCCGGCACAGUGCGGAUCGUGCAGCGCUCAUCGAUCAGUAGUCCGGCAGUCCUCUCACAGCACGGCUAGUGUUUCUGUGGACGGUUCUACUGCGUUUCUGUGGACUUCCACUCUGUGACCCGCUGCAGCUCCCCUUACCCACCCGUCUCCGUGUAGUGUCCCGCUGUGUACACAGCCCACCAUGUCAUACGUCCGGCGUGGGUCAGCGGGCUCCAGCUCGUCUGGAGGUUCACCGGCUUCCCCGGCUAGUGCUGAGGAACCGGCGGCACCUAAAGGAGGCAUCAGCACCCUACUGGCGGCCGUGUUCAUCACUGGAACGGUGGCCGGGAGUGGGAUGUUGGCACUGGCCAACUCGGUUCGACUCACAGGUUGGAUCGGUCUGGUUCUUCUGCUCUACUUUGGCGUCAACUCUGCCUACUGCGGCUUCGUACUCUCUCAGUGCUGGCUGAUCGUCGAGUCACGCUUCCCAGAGCUGAGCGGCCAGGUUCGAGCGCCCUAUCCCGAGAUCGCCUUCCGAGCCUUUGGAAAGAAAACCAGAAUACUGGCGUCUGUGGGCAUCUUCGUCAACCAGUUCGGCGGCAGCAUCGUGUACGUGCUGCUGUCCGCUGAGCUGCUCGAGGGCCUGGUCGGGAAGGACCGCCUCACCUACUGCGUCUGGAUCCUAGUGGUGGCAGGAGUGCUGCUGCCGCUCUCCUUCCUCGGAUCGCCAAAGGACUUCUGGUUCAUCGGCGUCACGGCCCUGGUUUCCACGAUGCUCGCCUGGCUGUGCAUCAUCAUCCACCUGAGCACGCACUACGGAGAGACGGUGGAUGACGCUACGCACACGUCGCCCACAUUCGAGACGUUCUUCCUGGGCAUGUCAAGUCUUUUGUUCUCGUUCGGCGGCGCCUCCUCCUUCCCGACUAUCCAGAACGACAUGGCCGACCGCAAGCAGUUUGGACGGAGCAUCACUUACGGAUACAUAGCGCUGAUCUGCAUGUACUUUCCGAUGACGCUGUUGGGCUACCUGGCGCUGGGAGACCAGCUGGAUGCCGACCUCAUCAACUCCCUGAAGCCGGACGGCUUCUUCAAGAGCGCCGCCCAGGUGCUGUUCAUGAUAAACCUGUCGGCCUCUCUGCUCAGCGUCAUCAGCCCUGUGUAUCAGGAACUCGAGGACAGGAUCGGCAUACCACUCCAGUUCGGCUGGAAGCGAGUGCUGUUCCGGACCGGUAUGAUGGCCAUCAAUGUGCUGAUCGGGGAGACGGUGCCGAGCUUCUCCAAGGUGCUCGACCUGAUCGGCGCCAGCGCUCUGACGCUGAUGACGUUCAUCAUGCCGCCCAUCCUGUACCUGAGGCUGACCUCACAUACCGACGGCGGUCGGUGGCCCAAAAUUGAGGUGCCAUUAUGGAAGAAGAUCAUUCUGGUAGAAAUUAUCGUGGUGGCCACGCUAUGCGGCGCCGCAUCAACAUACGAAGCGGUCAAAGAUAUCAUCGAAGACUCGCUGGAGAGCUCGUGUCUGAUCGAAGUCGGCGACUCAGUGGCGUCGGCGCUCUCUUGGAGUUAACGCCACGCUCGCUAAAAUCAACAGAAAAAUUAAACGCUAUCUUUUAUGGGCAUAUAACAACCAGCGGUUCUUACAGAGAAGCUGUGGGAAGGGAAUCGAGAUUUUAACCCAGCGUCCUAUUACGUGUGAUAAUUCGUUGUUACGGUUCAAAUGUUUACAGGUGUUAUUAAUACACAUAUCAUGUGUCA
Amphibalanus amphitrite is the source of this 1873-nucleotide messenger RNA. RefSeq names its product amino acid transporter AVT1J-like. Gene Ontology annotation, cellular component: vacuolar membrane. Bases 324 to 1685 code for a protein of 453 amino acids. Gene Ontology annotation, biological process: L-alanine transport; amino acid transmembrane transport. Gene Ontology annotation, molecular function: L-proline transmembrane transporter activity; L-alanine transmembrane transporter activity. The record is from RefSeq and is a predicted model, not a curated record. The transcript is spliced from 7 exons. NCBI's taxonomy places the organism in Eukaryota, Metazoa, Arthropoda, Thecostraca, Balanomorpha, Balanidae.